This is a messenger RNA of Dothidotthia symphoricarpi CBS 119687, 1333 nucleotides long. Its product is annotated as Zinc/iron permease. Gene Ontology annotation, cellular component: membrane. Lineage: Eukaryota; Fungi; Ascomycota; Dothideomycetes; Pleosporales; Dothidotthiaceae. The transcript has a single exon. The coding region runs from base 368 to 1246 and encodes 292 amino acids. Gene Ontology annotation, biological process: zinc ion transmembrane transport; intracellular zinc ion homeostasis. Gene Ontology annotation, molecular function: zinc ion transmembrane transporter activity. The record is from RefSeq and is a predicted model, not a curated record.
GGGUCCCCGUGGGCACGUUGAGUGUGAGUGAGAUUGAGGAGCAGCUGCAGGUAUGUCCCUUCCGUCUCUAUCGAUUCCCCGUCAACAACUAGAAGAGCGUCGUCCCACGUGUGGAAGGCGCAGACACAUCAAUGGCAAGGCAUCGUCGUGUUGACUCCCCCAGCAAUGCCCCCUCGUCCAGGCCCUCAACACGCACAAAGUAGCCACCAACCCCACCACGUCGUCCGUCUCCUCCCAGGUCUUCAGCUUCCUCUUCCCUGGCAGCCCCGCAGUCAACGCCCUCCUCGCCACCCUGUACAUCUCGGGCCCGCCAAACUUCCUCCUCGCGCUAUGUCCCCCCAACAUCGACCCCUCGUCGCUGUCCGUCAUGGUAGCCUUCGCCGUGGGCGGACUGCUGGGCGACACCCUCUUCCACCUGCUGCCUGAGAUCUUCCUGGGCGAGGACGAGCACGACAAGGUCAAGUUUGUCAUGGUGGAGCCCAACAAGAACCUUUUGCUUGGCGUCGCCAUCAUGGUCGGCUUCAUCACCUUCGUGGCCAUGGACAAAGGCCUGAGGAUUGCGACGGGCGGCGCCGGACACGACCACUCGCACGGCCAGGCCCACUCCCACGACACGAUCGAUGCAUCUGCCACCACUACAGGCGCUUCCAUCACUGACGAUAAAGACUCGCUCCGCGCCCGCAAGCCAGCCAACACCACCACGGCCGUUGCAGAGACGGAAGCAGAGAAGGAGAUCAACGCCAGCGUUAAACUCGGCGGCUACCUCAACCUCAUCGCCGACUUCACCCACAACAUCACUGACGGUCUCGCCCUCAGCUCCUCCUUCUAUGCCUCCCCUACCAUUGGUGCCACAACCACUGUCGCCGUCUUCUUCCACGAGAUCCCACAUGAGGUCGGCGACUUUGCUCUGCUCAUUCAAUCAGGCUUCAGCAAGCGUGCAGCCAUGGGCGCGCAGUUUGUUACUGCCGUCGGUGCAUUUCUCGGCACUUGCAUCGGCAUCGCCGUGCAGGAGUUUGGCGGAUCGGCCAAGGCUGGAACUGAGGGUCCCGUAGUGGGGCUGGCGGGAACGAGCCUGCAGUGGGGCGAUCUGCUGCUGCCAUUUACCGCCGGUACCUUCCUGUAUGUCGGAACCGUGGCAGUCAUUCCUGAAUUAUUGGAGACUGGGCCAGAUAGGGGCAAGGAGGUCAGGAAGACGGCUAUGCAAUUCGCCGCCAUGGCUACGGGUGCGGGUAUCAUGCUUGCGUAAGUUUGUUUGUAUUUUUUGUGUAAAUGUGGCUAAUUUGUGCAGCAUCUCGUGGACCUAGUCGAACCGUUAAGAACAUCGCCAUGUUCU